Messenger RNA from Amphibalanus amphitrite, 4180 nucleotides. Its product is annotated as protein SMG5-like. The record is from RefSeq and is a predicted model, not a curated record. Gene Ontology annotation, cellular component: telomerase holoenzyme complex. The transcript is spliced from 17 exons. NCBI's taxonomy places the organism in Eukaryota, Metazoa, Arthropoda, Thecostraca, Balanomorpha, Balanidae. Bases 400 to 2982 code for a protein of 860 amino acids. Gene Ontology annotation, biological process: nuclear-transcribed mRNA catabolic process, nonsense-mediated decay. Gene Ontology annotation, molecular function: protein binding; telomeric repeat DNA binding; telomerase RNA binding.
GCUUGUUCUUUUUCUUGAGACUAAUUGGAAUUUGAACACAGAACUGGAGGAAUAACUAAAAAGUAAUAAAAAUAUUGGCUACCUUCCCUUUCUUUUUUAUAUUAAUUUUGUUCUUGUUGAAACACUUUUUAAAAACUGAUUAUCUGCAUUUUCUUGAAUAUUGCUGAGGUGCGUUUAUGAAAUAUCCAGUCUAUGACGUACUUCCAGUUUGCGUGUACAUCUGUCAGCAUAUUUGGGAGAACAUGAUCAUUUAAAUUAAUUAGAGUGCAAGGCCGUGUGCCGUGUGUGUAGCUGGAAGUUGAGGUGUGUUUUAAUUCAAAUCACUUUGUUAUUGCAGUAAUAACUGCUGGAUCGGCACCGAUAGUAGGGCUUUUUGUGAGACUGAAAAUGUGAUAAGCUAUGAAAAGUAUUUUGAAAAAUUCAUGUGACUCUGAUGGAAGGAAACGAAGUUUAAGUUCAGCGGCGGAGCUGGCUCGCCGUCUGGACGAAAAUCUGCGAAAGGCCGGCACCGUCCCCGAAAUCUUCAGCCCCAGCAACAACGUCCUCAGGCUGCGGCUGCGCGAGCUCUGCGAACACCUGCUGAUCACCGACCCGGAGGAGAGCGGCCGACGAGCCGAGGAGCUGCUCUGGAGGAAGGUCCACUAUGAGCCCUACAGCUUGGCCAAACAGACCGGACAGACGGUGCCGCUGGGCGCGCUGGACACGGCGCUGCUGGCCAGCCACCUGCUGGCCGGUCUGGGCAGCUACCAGCAGCUGGUGACCAGCCUGCAGACCCAGCUGGGAGUGUGUGCCGACCAGCGGACCGACCUGCCGCUCUGCCAGCCGGCUGGACUGACUCAGGAGACGGUGACGGUCCGCCCGUCAGACGCUGCCGGAACAGUCACCGACUGGGGCCAGGCGGCCCUGCAGCGGAUACUGACCAACCUCGGUGACCUGGCCCGCUAUCUGUCCGAGCUGAGGCUCGGGGACUACCCGCCGACGCUGGCGGCGCGCUACUACAAUCAGGCGGUGCUGCUGUCGCCGUCAGUCGGCCGGCCCCACAACCAACUGGGUACGCUGGCUGGCUCUGCCACUCACGGGCUGCAGGCCGCCUACCAUUACCUGCGCUGUAUGACCUGUGACGAGCCGUUCGAUGGAGGUCAGGUCAACCUGCGCAAACUGCUCGAGAAGAACCACAAUCGCAGGGUGGAGUUGGAGAUGGAGCACGGUAACAGCGAGGUGCCGGCGCGGCGUCGCCUCAUCAUCAGCUUCCUGGACGUCAUCUACGGAGCCACGUUGAUGGAGGGCGCCAAACAGCACCGAUUUGUCCGGCUCUGUCAGGAGACACUCCAGUGGCUCAGUUUCUGUCUCCACCCUCCCUCGGACGGCGGCGUAGUGUCCAUCAACGGCCAGCCGCUGGACGGCACCGCGCUCGACUCGCGCACCGUCCUCCUCAUGGUCGUGGUGGUCAUCCUGGCCCUGCAGACGCUCAAAGAGGACGCGGCCGCCGCCUCUGGGCUGCGCGCCUUCCUGCUGGCCGCCUUCAGCUGUCUGGUGCGCACCGUCUCCUCCCGACUGACGGCGCGCUUCCCGGCGCUGGCGGCCGCUGCCGAGCCACCCGCCCCCGCCCCCGCCCAGAGACCGGGCGGCGGCAGGGAGCGGCGUGGGAAGCGUAGUCGUAGGCGCCGAGCGCCGGAUGAUGAUAGCGAGGACGAGGAGGAGCCGCCGCUGCUCUCCCAGAUGACUCAGCUGUCGCAGCUCUCCCUGCCGGGUCUCAGUGACGACUCCGAUUCCGACUCGGACUCGCUGUGCUCGGCCGGAUCUGACUCUGAGGGGGACGAGCGGCCCGGGUCUGCCGGCGGCCGGCCCGGCGCCGCCGAACUCACUGCCGUGCUCAAAGACGAAGGUUUGCUGGUCCCUCUGCGUAUCUGCUGCGACUGGCUGCGUGCCAACGAGGAUGUGCUACGCUCGUGCACUGAGAGUAGUGCCGAGCUGUGGCGUCACCUGGUGCAGCUGGUGAACGCCGUCACCACAGAGGUCACCACCGACACCAGAGUGGAGGGCGCCCGUGGCGAGUUUCUCCGUCAGCUGGCGGCGGCGCCGGCCUCCCUGGCGCAGUCGACCCCUCUAUGGGAGGACCGUCUGCUGCGGGGCGUCCACCUGCUGGGCACGCGGCACCAGCACAUGGACUGGAACGACCCGCUGCGGCAGACACUAUCGCCGCCCGAGGAGGCGCUGCUGCGUGUCCAGCUGCUGGUGGACUUUUGUUCGUGGCUGACGCUGGUCCCCCAGCUGGGAGUGACCCAGGUGGCCGGCAGGUUCGUCCACACGUCCUCCUCCUCGGCCACAGGAGCGGCGGAGCACACCAACGGAGCUCUGAAGGACGACCAGGAGAGUGGCGAGCGGCGGCGCCAGCUGAUGUCCAACAUGGCCGAGCAGUGGCUGCGCUCCGAGGUGCGCUCGCUGCGCUCACGGACCGCGCGGCGCGGUGGCCAGGCCAGCUUCUCGCCUUACGUGGUGGUGGACACGGGCGCGCUGGUCCACCACCUGGAGCAGCUCAAACAGAUGGUCAAGGACCGACAGUUUGUGGUCGUCGUGCCCAAUGCAGUGAUCCACGAGCUGGAUGAACGUAAGGCGGGGUGCUCCAGCUCUCGCGAAGCCAGCCGCUGGCUGGAGGCCCAGUUCCGCCGCGGUAACCGCUUCCUGAGGCCGCAGAGAGCCAACGAGAAGGCCUCCAUCGAGAUGGUCAAGUACCCGCGCCGCAAACAGAGGGAGCAGUGGCACUUUUUCCAGAUUCUCGAGUGCUGUAACCACCUGAGUCGGUCGGUGCCGGCGCCGGACCCUGGCGCCCCUCCGUCCGUCACACUGCUCGUGGCCGGCGAGGAGGCAGCGACGGGCCGGGACUUCAGUCCGCGGGGCCUCGCCUCGGCCGCAGGUAUCCAUUUCGAGCUGAUCACCGCGUUUCACUCCAAGUGGGCGCUAUCGAGCAAGGGUCGCAGCUGAGGGACUGUGGCGACCGACUGAAACACAUCAAACUCUGAGAGACCACGGCCAUCGCCUGAAGACGGCCUGACUGCCCGUCCGAGGCGUCUGCACAGCCAGACAGACAACCCGACAGUCGCCGGACAGCCUGGACAGCCGUCAGCCGCGUCCAGCACAGCCGACGGCGACUCUGAGUCGCCCGAGUCGCGCUGAGUCGGUCCGAGUCACCCAGACGGAGUCAGCGCGGUGCGGGGCCCGCCCCGUUCCAGUCAGGAGUCGGGCGGCGCCCGCCCGAUGGCGGCAGAGAUCAGCGAUACCGGGGAGCGACGAACCUGCCCCGGUGCUCUGGACUUCGCCGCUCCUUGUCUCUUCAUCUAUCUAACUCGACUCUGACUUGUCUCUCUCGGCAGCGUUCUUUCUUUCCGGUUUUCAUAUCCUCUUCUGUCCUCCUUCUCCCCUGGCCGCGUCCCCGCCUACAUUUCUUUUCGCUCUCAUUCCUGGCCUAUCCUAUCAUAUCCUUCCCUCUCCAUCCUCUCUUUUAUGUUUUUAAAUCUGCUGCCCACAGUCACAGGCCACAGCUGAAUAUUCCGCCAUCCUUCCGACCACUUCCGCCCCACGUUUUACGCGACCGAGCUGCGUUUUGGGACAUUCUGUUUUGAUUACUCGUUUGCCAGCCAAGCGUCUGCCGUGCCCCUCGUCGCCUCUGCUUCAUUUCUCGAAAUAUCCUACCCUCUCGCAAUGGAUAAACCUUUUCUCUGCUUGCUACGAGCAACCGCUGUUUUAUUGGAGCUACAUAACUACUCUUCAUAACUACGCUUUGGAAAUCCUAACGUGCGUAAAGUUGCGACUUAGAUCUUUGUAACUUCGCUGGCGAGCUGAGAAACAUCAGGCACCAGCAGACAACUUACAUAUUUAUUAUUUACAUCCUUGUAACGCUAUGCUUUGAUUAAAAACGUGCGAGUUUCUUCCGUUUGUAAUGAGUUUUACUCUGGUUACUGAAAUCCGUUUGUAUGUGGUCGGCGUCUUUCUGCUGUCUUAUUUUCGAGUCGCCCAUAAAUUAAGUUCCGUGUUUGAGGUGGAGUUAACGUUAGCAACGAUUCUGUGUUCAGGUGUCUUUGAUUUCGUUUCAAAUUAGUCAUGGGUUUGUGAUUGGAAGUCCGUUCAAAUUAUACGGGUAAUCUUGUUUGCAUUGGUUCGAAAUAAAAGAGAAAUUGGCCAG